UCGGAUCACGUAUACAUGGAGAUAUAAGCAAUGGCCAAGCAGAAUAUCGUGGGUCAUUCAUACAGAUUGCACGUGACGCGAUUUUAAUUUGUGAAGGGACGGGCCAGUGAACGAUAGCUAAAACGGCCUCCUUUUCUUUUACGCUCUGCAGUCUGAUCCUUUGUGCAUUUUCUUGGAACUGGAGCAGGGGCCUAUCCAGUGUACAUCAAGCAGUUCUGGUUUUUCCCUCCAGAGGGCACUUCAGCUAGAAUACUUCCUGACCUUCCUGGUGUACUGCAACUGAUGGAGUCCAACAAAGAACCCCAACAUCAAGGCACUUUUGAAUGUCAGCUAUGUGGAUUAACUGCCCCCUACAGCUAUUAUGGAAAUAAACCCCUGAAUGUCUACUCUGUUACUCUCCUGGAAGAAUGCUAUGUCAUGAAGGAUCCAUUCACCUCUGACAAGGGCAAAUUCCUUUUACUUGGAUCUCGGUGUAGUUUGUGUUGCAAGCGUGUGUGCGUUGGCACAGACUGUAGCCUUUUCUACUCAAAAAGAUUCUGCCUUCCCUGUGUUAACUCACACUUGAAGGACUUUCCUUUAGAAAUACAGCAAGAUUUGGAAAAGAAAACACAUUCCAAAGCCCAGUCUUCAAAAAAAGGGGAUUCCAAGGAUUCAAAGACAAAGUAGAUUAUUUUGACUCAAGCUUCAAGAUGUGUUUUAUAAUUAAAAAUAAUAAUAAAUAGCUCUUCUAGAACCA
This is a messenger RNA of Varanus komodoensis (Komodo dragon), 736 nucleotides long. RefSeq names its product cysteine rich DPF motif domain containing 1 (gene CDPF1). The record is from RefSeq and is a predicted model, not a curated record. The coding region runs from base 283 to 666 and encodes 127 amino acids. The transcript is spliced from 5 exons. Lineage: Eukaryota; Metazoa; Chordata; Lepidosauria; Squamata; Varanidae.